Nanorana parkeri is the source of this 511-nucleotide messenger RNA. RefSeq names its product nudix hydrolase 2 (gene NUDT2). The transcript has 2 exons. Gene Ontology annotation, biological process: ATP biosynthetic process; AMP biosynthetic process. The record is from RefSeq and is a predicted model, not a curated record. The coding region runs from base 13 to 447 and encodes 144 amino acids. Lineage: Eukaryota; Metazoa; Chordata; Amphibia; Anura; Dicroglossidae. Gene Ontology annotation, molecular function: bis(5'-nucleosyl)-tetraphosphatase (asymmetrical) activity.
GUUUCAGGGAAGAUGGCACUGAGGGCGUGUGGAUUAAUCAUCUUCCGGAGAGUCCCGCCGGCCAAUGACAUUGAAUUCCUCUUACUGCAGACGUCCUAUGGGAUACAUCAUUGGACUCCACCCAAAGGCCACGUGGACCCCGGCGAGGACGACAUGACCACGGCCCUGCGGGAAACGGAGGAAGAGGCGGGUCUACGCCCCGGCCAGUUCAACAUUGUGGACGGGUUUCAGAAAGAAUUAAACUACAACGUCAACAACAAAGCAAAAUGUGUCAUCUACUGGCUGGCGGAGCUGAGAGACCCCGGCGCACCGGUGAAACUCUCCAAUGAGCACCAGGACUUCCGGUGGCUGCCGCUACGAGAGGCCUGCGCGCACGCGGGGUACCAGGACUUGCAGGACACACUCAAGUACGCCCAUCAGUUCCUGCAAGGGGACCCCAAACCAUGAGCCAGCCUCCAGCAACUCUCUUGUACUAUACAGUGACUUGAUCAUUAAAGGUGAAGUGCUUAUA